GUUUAGCGCGCUACGUCACCCUGUCGGGCGCGCGCACUGUGUCUGUUGUCGCGCACGCGCGGCGUUUUGGGAGUCGUUGACACGGUUGGUUCGUAACGGGAUCCGCGGCGGAGACCGAACAGCACCGGAGAGGCUGUACCCGCCGGGGUGGCCGUGCCCAGGGCUCGGGGUGCCAGUCCUGGCUGCUCUACGCUGACCGUACAGCAGGGGGCUCGGGGCCGCCCCCGCCGGUAACCGGGACACGGGGGACUGAGGCAGCGGCCAGCGGAGGGCGACAGCGCGGGGCUCCCAUUCAUACCCAACCGGGGGGACUGCGGGAGAAUUGCGGCCACCAUGAGUGAACAGAGCAUCUGCCAGGCGCGAGCUGCUGUGAUGGUUUAUGAUGACGCCAACAAAAAGUGGAUACCGGCUGGAGGUUCAACGGGUUUUAGUAGAGUUCACAUUUACCAUCACACAGGAAACAACACCUUCAGGGUUGUGGGCAGGAAGAUUCAGGAUCACCAGGUGGUGAUCAACUGUGCCAUCCCUAAAGGACUUAAAUAUAACCAAGCCACCCAGACCUUCCACCAGUGGCGAGAUGCAAGACAGGUGUAUGGUCUCAAUUUUGGGAGCAAGGAGGAUGCCAAUGUCUUUGCCAGUGCCAUGAUGCAUGCCUUAGAAGUACUGAACUCGCAGGACUCUGGUCCUACGUUGUCUCGGCAGAAUUCACAUAUACCCAUACAGGUACAAAAUGGCCCAUCACAAGAAGAACUGGAGAUCCAGAGAAGAGGCAGUUCCAGUAGCUACUUGUCCAGAAAGCACACACGCCACAUGAAUGCCAGGCAGCUGCAGGAGCAGCAGCGGCAGAAAGACCUGGAGAGAGAGAGGUUAGAACGUGAACGGAUGGAGCGAGAGCGGCUGGAACGCGAGAGGAUUGAGAGGGAGAGACUUGACAGAGAGCGCUUAGAACAAGAACAGCUGGAGCGAGAGAGAGAACGCCAGGAGCAAGAGCGGAAAGAACAGCUGGAGCGGGAACUGCAAGAGCAAGAAAGGCUGGAACAAGAGAGGAAAGAGCGUGAGCUGCAGGAAGAGCUGGAAAAAGAGCAGCUGGAAUGGGAAAAGGAACGGCGGCUUUCCAAUGCUGACUCCUCUUUCAACAACUCAUUAUAUAACGCUCAGCACAUUGAUUACUCCAGUUGCCAACCACACUCUGUAUCUCCCAUAGCUUACGCUAAAGCCAUUUCCGUUCCGGCUGCCUCUGUAUGUACAGAUUCCAUUGCGGACUAUGUAAUAGUGAACUCUACAUCCAUUAACUCUACACCACCCACACCUCCUCUGCGACACUCUGCGUCACGUUUUGCUACAUCAUUAGGUUCCGCCUUCCAUCCUGUUCUUCCCCAUUAUGCAACUGUUCCUCGGCCAAUCAAUAAAAUCUCAAGACCUCCUUCUCCAGUGAAUACGGCUCCACCUCCUCCACCGCCUCCACCACCUCCUGCAAAACCAAUAUCCUGGUCUGCUUCUAACUUUGCUCCACUUCCUCCUUCUCCACCAGUGAUGAUUAGCAGUCCUCCGGGGAAAGCUACUGGGCCGAGGGCUGUUCAUCUAGUUUCUACAUCCAGUCAGUUGGCUCAGAUGUCCCUUAUAUCCACUGCCCUAAACGGACACACAGAUAGCUCAGCUUUUGAAAUGCCUUCUACUUCAGCACCACAUCCUGCACCACCGCCACCACCUCCAUUGCCAGCAUUCCUACCGUUCUCAUUGUCUUCAUGUCAAACUGUCACUCCUUCUCCCAGCACCUCUGUUGUCUUUGCACCUUCAUCCCAGUCUAGUGUUCUCCCUUCUCCCUCUGCAGCUUCCCCUGCCUCUGUUGAGAGCUCUUUAAACUCUGUGCUGGGAGAGUCCUGUGCUUCUCAGCCAGAUUUGAUCACCACCUCUCAGCCGAUUGACCCUUCCAGCCAUGCGGGUGUUAUUCCUGGACCGCCUGCACCUCCUCCCCCGCCCCCUUUGCCGCCAGGUUCUAGCUUUUCUUCAGCAACUGGUCCUCCAGCAGCUCCACCACUCCCUCCUUCAGCUCCUGUGCCACCACCACCUCCUGGGCCACCACCUCCUCCUGGGCCUCCACCUCCAAUGUUUGGCCAGGGUCCUCCUCAAGCACCGCCUCCUCCUCCAGCUCCUCCUCUUCCAUUUUCUUCAGCUUCUGGCUCAGGAGACAACCGUCCUUUACCAGGCCUAGCUGCUAUGCUUGCUGGAGCCAAACUUCGAAAAGUAUCCAUGGAUGAGGAUCCCAUCAAUCAGGGAGUUGUAAGUGUCCUGGCACUAAGCUCAGCUGCUGCCAAGACAGAGCCGAGUCGAGGUAAUGGACCUCUUUCGAUGGCCGGUGGGGGACUGUUAGAAGAAAUGAGUGCAGUUCUAGCAAGGAGGAGACGAAUAACAGAAAAGCCCUCACCACUUGAAGCCGAGACAGAAGAGCCUCAGUCUGCAUUGGCAAGAGCUCCUUCAGCCGGCACGCCUGAACCAGCCAGAAAGCCUUGGGAGAGAAUGAAUACAAUAAAUGGAAGUAAAUCACCCGUUAUCUCCAGACCAAAGUCGACACCAUCUGUGCAACCCAGUGCCAAUGGAUUGCAGUCAGAAGGCCUAGACUAUGACAGACUGAAGCAGGAUAUAUUGGAGGAAAUGAGAAAAGAAUUGACAAAACUUAAGGAAGAACUUAUUGAUGCCAUUAGACAAGAACUAGGAAAAUCCAACAGCGCAUAAAGACCUUUCAGUGGAUUGAAAGUGACUCGAUAAAUUUAUAAAGGAAGUUUGCUAUUCUGCAAAAGGGGAACAGCAUAUAAAAACCUUUCACAGACUUCACUUUGGAUGUACACGAAAUUCUGUCCUGGUUUUCAGCUUUUUUCCCCUCUGACCUGUUAGAGCAUAUGGGGAAAAAAGUCUUAGUCACUGUAAUAAUUAUGCAGAUUUUUUUUUUUUUUUAUAUAUAUAUUUUUUUUGGGGUGGGGAGGGGGGAAGAUAAUGGAGGGAUUUAUUUUUUUUUCUCCUGUCAAAGGACGCUUGCAGUGCAUCCGAACAAAUCACAAACCAUGUCAAGAUAAUCUUGCACAUAUUUCAAAAUUCAUGUUUGAGAAAAUAAUGUGGGAAUGAAUGACUGAUGGUAGAAAGGUAAUCGGGUCGUGUACUGCAAGUGUAACUCAGGUUUGUCUUCCUAAAGUAUUUGAUAUUUCCAUUAAUAACAAACAUUGUAGAUGGUCACUGUAUUUACUGGGCGUUUGUGAUCACAGGGUGGUAUUUAGGAAGAAAUCACUUCAACAAGGGUGUUGCACAUUAAUAGAUUUUGGUUUUAUUUUUAUUGUUUUGAUACUUUGACAGGAUGCCUCUUAAUUUUGUAGAUUUAUUUAGAAGAGGGGGGAGUGGAGAGAAAAGAAAAAUUCAAGCAAAUAUGAUCUGUUCGAGGAAAUAGAUGCCUUCCUAGAUAGUUUCAAUGCUUUACCAAAUCAAAACUACAUUUACGUAAUAGAUUUAAUAAUUAUUCAUACAUCUUUUGGUACCUUGCACCUUUUUAAAGAUACUUUUUGCAUGGGGACAUUUUUGCAAAACUAUCAUCUAACAAUCAACUACUUAUAAAUAGAAAAGCAGCGCAUGUCACAUUGACUACUAAAUGCCCUCCGCACUCAUCUUGGGAAUAUCUGAUCAUGACCAUACAGUUAAUCUUAGACACUUUUAUUAUUACUGCACCAAUUUGCCAUAGGUUAGAUGCAUGUGUAGAUUGGGGAAGUAUCUGACAAUCGCCAUAUUGGAACGGAUAUCCACAACACCGCCUAUAUUUAAUUCGUUUAUUAGAAUUAUUUUGUUUUGGGGUUUUUUUGUGUUUUGAUUUUUCCUUCACCAAAGCUCCUGGACAGAGUGGAUUAUCUCAAGUCACACUCCUUGAGGUUUUCAUCCCAUUUAAAGAAGAGGAACUGUUACCUUCUGGAUGGAGUUACACUUGGUCUUUCCCAGAUAAUAUACACCUUUUAAUGAGCUGCUCAUGUUAAAAGUUGCUUACAAAUCCUGCACAUACUAUUUAGCAGCAUGGAGCUGUAAAAUGAUUGUACUGCAUUGAUGUUGGUUUAGGAAAUGUAUUCUUUUUGUAGGAAGUUUGUGUUUUGAGCGAAAAGGCAGAAUUUUGUAGUCUGGAUUAGUGCCAUAUCAACAUGGAGUCUACAAACCCCUACGAUUCCCUGAGCUUCUUUACACAAUGUAAAAGUCAAUCGUGCAAACCUUGGUCAGUGCUGGUCACCAAAGGAAAAUCCGUUUAAAGAAGGUUCCGGACAAAGGGAAUUGUUCCCCUCGAAGUGCUGUUCUAACUGUCUUAGAUUAGAGACGUGGACUCUAAAUGGAAGCAGCCUUUUCCAAAAACAUACACAAAAAACCCUACAUGGUCGGAAUGAAUUCAGCAUUGAGAAAGAUGGCGAGUUCGUAAAGUUUUGUCAGUUGCGUAGAAGCAUCAUCAGCUCUGUUUGCAGAUAUCUUAAUAGUUAGAACGUUCCGGCCAUGCGUAAGAAUUUUUUUUUCUUGUUUGUUUUUAUAUAAAAUGUUCAAGACUUACCCUAUAAUGAUAUGACCACAAGCAGUCCAAAGUAAGACAGACAAUGGGGUAUCCUGAGUCUUGAGCGGUAUUCGGUUUAUGCACUAUACGUUUUGUGCCUUGGUCUGAAAAUUAACAUGACUUCAGUUUGAAAGUAACCCAAUGUCUUCAUCUUGUUUUUCAUGUUUUGUCUUCCCCCACCCACUGCCACCGCCACCUUACUAUUCUCUCUGGGUGACUAUAAACACAAACUCACUAAAUGCUUGCCAUGCGCCCAGUUGUUAGAGAUUUCAGUGGUUUUUCAGAUUCCGAAAGGCCUUUGUUUUCAACUUCUAAAAGAAUGUUUUGGAAUUUUGUCAAUUUUUAUUUAUUUUUUUGUAAAAAUGUUGGGAGGUGCAUAUAGGGCAAGGGUAUAUUUACUUGUGUACAGCCUAACCCCCUUGAGUUUCAGGAAAUUUGGCAUAAUACUGAUAUUUCCUCUGGUACGUAAAGGAUUCUGGGAAGUUUCCCCACUCCAACAAAGCGUUCUGCUUUUCCAACACUGUGACUGAAGUUGUGAUCAAUUUUAAGAAAUCAAUCACAAUGAAAACCGAAUGUACAAUUCUUAGUUCUGGUGCUGAAAUCUCUAGACAUUCAUAUCCUGGUCUGACAAAGUCAUGGUCCUCUUUCCUUUUGUGUGUCAUUUGAAGCAGGAUUUAAAACACUAAUGAAUGUUAAUCUAACCCUGCUCUAGAUUUUGCCACUUUUAAUUUUUGGUUUUGUUUUCCAAGUCAUCUCUGCUAUUUUUAACCAUUGUUUUGUUUUAAAUUUACUACAUUCUAACAUUUUUUCCGUUUAUUUUUGAGCAAAUUAAAUAAAAUUGCAAUAUAUGUGUGGCCACCAUUUGUCUAUUGAAAACCUUUGAACGUUUUGGACUGCCCUAAAAGUUAUUGCCUGGUUUAUUGAAUGUGGCGGGUGGAGGGAAAUGUAAUGGUUUGCAUAAUACGAUCAUUAUUUUUCUAAUUUUAAAGAGACAUUAUACGAGAAUUGAAUAAACGCCAGCAAUGUCAUAGAACUAUAUGUAUUAAUUCGGAAAUGAAGAAUGUAUAUAAAGAGAUUUGUGGUUGUCCCAA
Molecule: messenger RNA, 5655 nt
Organism: Pelobates fuscus (common spadefoot toad)
Lineage: Eukaryota; Metazoa; Chordata; Amphibia; Anura; Pelobatidae
Gene: ENAH
Product: ENAH actin regulator
Exons: 15
Coding region: 334-2733 (799 amino acids)
Biological process (GO): axon guidance; actin polymerization or depolymerization; actin polymerization-dependent cell motility
Molecular function (GO): profilin binding; SH3 domain binding
Source: RefSeq, a predicted model, not a curated record